AUGGCGGCCAACCACCACCUCCGCCGCCUCGCCUCCGCGUCCGCCCCCGCUCUCUCCCGCCUCUCCAAGCCCCCUGCCUCGCCGCUCCUUCGCCCCGCGUUCUCCAGCUCCGCCUCCCCCGCGGAUCAGCCGGCGGCAGCAGUGGGCGCCGCUGCAGCCGAGAAGGGCGAGGCCCGGGGCGCUGUGAAGGAGGAAGACGAGCCGCAGGCCGGUGAUGCUAGUGCGACCGCGACGAAGGCGGGGGAGGAGGAGGAUGACGGCGGCCUGGACCUCCUCCUCUGCCCCGGUCUCCCGUCACAGUCGGCCGCAGGACGUGGAUUUUUAGAACAGCUGCACCCCGGCCCUGCGUGGCAAAGUUUUCCAUCUAGAAUCUAG
Molecule: messenger RNA, 375 nt
Organism: Triticum aestivum (bread wheat)
Lineage: Eukaryota; Viridiplantae; Streptophyta; Magnoliopsida; Poales; Poaceae
Exons: 2
Coding region: 1-375 (124 amino acids)
Source: RefSeq, a predicted model, not a curated record